CUGGAAUACUGAAGAGGACAUCUGCUGGCUGACAAGAGUGUGUGGCUGUGCUUCUGACCCUCAGGAGUGUGGAAGUGAUCUGAGCUGGUGGACGUCUUCAUGGCUGAUGGCGUCUUCUGCAAUAAAGGGAUGAUGAUGUGGGAUGAGAACAUGGAACGCCGAGCAUGCGUUCCUAUGAUCCGUGUUCUGGUGGACAAGCUGCAAAAGGUCAAAGAAAAUGAGUCAGACUGUCGACAUCAUGUGAUCCCUCUGCUCCACACCCUCUACUACGAGCUCCUACAGUCAGACCACGUUCCUGCCAGCCUGCUUGCGGAGGUGUGUGACAGCUUCAGCAGGUAUCUGAGUGAUCCUGAGCCGUGCAGCUCUGUGGCUCUGCGUCACCUGAGGAGCAUACGCACAGAGCUCAGUACCCCUGGUGCUCUUUACCAGAGGAGGCUCAUAGCGGAGCAGAACCUACACAGCCCCCUGCAGGAGAGGGUGUUUGUGUUUGCAGACCCGGCGGUGGUGUGGGGCCCCCUAGGGGCCUCAGUGAGGGCCAACCUGGAGCUUGGGGGGUCCCCCAGGGGGGCCCAGGCCCUGCAGACACGCCUGCUCCUCCACACGCUGCAGACGGGGCUGGGGGAGGCCUGCCAGCUCCGUGCCCUCGCAGCCACCCUGGAGGGUCCAGGGCGAGAUGUGCUGCCGUACUUCCAGCAGAUGGUGGAGGCUGUGGAGCAGAGUGCAGAGAGGGGGGAUGAGGACCAGUACCAUCGCAGCCUUCUGCUCAUCCAGCACCACAUCCUCAACAGCCCUCAAAACCAGCCGCAUGGUGAUUUGGAUAACACAAGGGGUUCUAAGUCAUCAGAUCGAUCUGAUGCUGCCCUCCCCCACCCAGACCUCCACCUCCCCCACCCAGACAUCUCCUUCCACCUGUGGAACCAGGAAGAGGAGUUCUGGAAUGUUCUGGCGAAGCUGGCCCUGAACAUCCCCCCCUCCUCCGGCGAGAAGAGGGACGAUCAGGAGAGGAGGGAGUCUGUCCAGUCCUCUGACAGCGGGAUAGAGAAGGACUCAGACAGUCUGGAGAGGAGGGAGUCUGGGAAGGGUGUGAAGGAGACAGAGGAGAGGGCAGAGGAGAGGGAGAAUAUGGUGGAGGAGAAGAUAGAGGAGAAGCACCAGAGGCCGGUGUUCGUCCGGGCGUCCUGCAUCAGCCGAGGGCUGCGAGGCCGAGCCCAGAUGGCCCUAGUGAGGAGCUCCGUGGAUGGGGAGGGGGGCGUCCGCAUGUCCUGGCAGGACAGCAGGCACACGGCCAAGGUGGUGGUGAUGGGGGACGACCGUGUGCUGGGCAGGCUGGCCACGGCCUACCUGAAAAUACGCAGACGGGAGUCCAAACACAGUAUGUUGUCCAGUAAAAUGAAACUACAGCUGUUCUACAUCCCCGUCACUAACGAGCUGUCUUCCAGUUCCUGCUCUGGCUGGACCUCUGGGUUAGGGGGCAGGCUGUCGCUAGCCUCCUUCCUGGGCAGUGAGGACCCCUGUUACCACAGCAACGUCUAUAACCAGGGGGCCAGAUUAUCCUGCACAGCCAGCGCGUGGUCCAAUCACAGCCUGUCACCUGAUCCGGACUGCUUCCUAUUGGAUGUCCUCUCCUACUAUUUGCGCUGUGCAAUUCAGCCUGUCCACCUCCCUCUCUACUUUGUAAAGAUGAGUCUGUUGGGAGGGAGCUCAGUGGAUGCAGUGUUUGUGUCGCAUCUACAGCUGGAGUUUCCUGAGCUCAGGCAACAAAGACAAAGGCUACAAGCAAUACCUACAAGGAGAGUCUCAGAGGACAUAAGUGGGGUGGCAGUUUUAGUACAGUACAAGAAGGUUUUCCUGAGCAAGCGAGAGGUUAAGAAGAACCUGACAUGCACAGUCUGGACCAUGGAGAUCUCCACUCUGGCACCAAAUGUCCCAGAGGGUGUGCACACCCUCACAGCCUGGUUGCUGGGUGACAGUCCCAGACACGGCACGGAGAUUAGAAGUCAGUGCUUCAGCAUCAGAACUGUAGAUGAGAGAACCUUCAGCAUCUGCUUGGACCGAGACUCUCGCAGAAUCUUCUCCAACGUUCACAGCCUGUCCAUCUCCCCAUGCACAGACCCAGCGUACAGCAACCAAUCAAGACCCAGGACCAGAGAAGCCAAUGGGAAGGACGAGGCGGGGCUUUGCAAAUACAUGAGCAAGAAUCUUUUUCUGCCAAUCAACACCUUCUCGGGUGUCUCCUAUUAGCCGAUAAAUAAACAAUGUAACCAAUCCUGUUUGAACCAACUACUCCUUAUGAUCUUGAUACUCUGCUGUACGUUCUUUCAUAGUUUCUACGUGCACAAUUUGUAUGUCGCUUUGAAAGAAAUAGAAAUAUAGGCCUAUUCUAGAUGGGCAUAUCUCCGUCGUUGUUCUAGCUCGGCAAAGCAAGCUAAGUUAAAUAGGCCUAUAUAUGUUACUAUUAUGAUGAUGAUGAUGUGUUGCUUUACUAUUGCUGGCUUACUGUUAUUGUUAAUGCAAUCAUUGUGGUGAUAACUGACAUAA
Molecule: messenger RNA, 2538 nt
Organism: Osmerus eperlanus (European smelt)
Lineage: Eukaryota; Metazoa; Chordata; Actinopteri; Osmeriformes; Osmeridae
Gene: pik3r6b
Product: phosphoinositide-3-kinase, regulatory subunit 6b
Exons: 19
Coding region: 100-2241 (713 amino acids)
Biological process (GO): G protein-coupled receptor signaling pathway; positive regulation of MAP kinase activity
Cellular component (GO): phosphatidylinositol 3-kinase complex, class IB
Molecular function (GO): 1-phosphatidylinositol-3-kinase regulator activity
Source: RefSeq, a predicted model, not a curated record